UCCACAACAUCCAGCAAGGAGGAGGUGGCAAGGCACUCUAUCAAUUCUGAAGUUGGUUCGGUAUGAAGGAAUAUUCCCUAUUAAAACCAACCGGAAGAAAAUGAAAUGUUUAGAAAUGGCCACACCAUAAAUGACUACCGUCUCGUGGAGCUUCAAGUCUGAGAAACUUAUUUUCAUUCUCGCGUUUAUUUUUCCGUUCCUUGUGACGACAGAGGACUUGUAAUUAGAUUGCGUGGUGGGCCGUAACUACGGGUUAAAAGUAUGUAUUUUUUAAUGAAAUCGCUACCGCUGAACUUCAAGAAGAUGCUGCUAGUCUGUUGAGAUCCAUUUAUUAAACAGGUUGUUACAUAGUCUAAGAAUGACCGUGUGUGUAUUGGGGCAGUAACGUUAACCAUCCCAAGACCACCCUUGUGAAUUUGGUUGAGAAUGAUCAAAUGUAGCCAACGUGUUAUGUGAACUGUUUAAUUUACAAUAAUAAUAAUGCGCGAUUGAUGUUUCAGCUCAUGAGUAAAUGCGGGUAUUUAAUUGUAGUUUAAUAUUAUUGGGUUUAUUUCAAGAAUCGUCUGUCUACUUGUCUAGUGGCUAAAUGGACACAGUGGCGCGAGCAAGCUGCCCUAUUACAGCCUGAUAUACACUUGGACGUUAUUGGGAAUUUUGGAUUAUUCUUCUUUCUUUGUGGGAAUUGCUGGAAAGGCCACUCAUACUAAACUCACAGAAGAUGUCGUCGUUCUUCAAUUUUCGUAAAAUCUUCAAGUUGGGGUCUGAUAAGAAGAAGAAACAGUAUGAGCACGUACACAGAGACGAGAACCCGGAGGAAAUCUGGGAGAUUAUUGGGGAACUGGGAGAUGGGGCCUUUGGGAAAGUAUACAAGGCCCAGAACAAGCAGACUGGGACCCUGGCUGCUGCCAAGGUGAUCGAUACCAAGACAGAGGAGGAGUUGGAGGAUUACAUGGUGGAGAUAGACAUUCUGGCCUCCUGUGAUCACCGUUACAUAGUCAAACUGCUGGAUGCCUUCUAUUAUGAAAGCAAACUGUGGAUUCUGAUUGAGUUCUGUGCGGGAGGUGCUGUCGAUGCAGUCAUGUUGGAGCUUGAGAGGCCUCUGACAGAGCCCCAGAUCCGGGUGGUGUGUAGGCAGACGUUGGAGGCCCUGGCCUACCUUCAUGAGAUCAAGGUCAUCCACAGAGACCUGAAGGCUGGGAACAUCCUUUUCUCACAGGAGGGAGACAUCAAAUUGGCUGACUUUGGCGUGUCCGCUAAGAAUACCAUGACGCUGCAGAGAAGAGAUUCUUUCAUUGGCACUCCAUAUUGGAUGGCUCCAGAGGUGGUGAUGUGUGAGACAUCUAAGGACCGUCCGUACGACUACAAGGCUGACAUCUGGUCCCUGGGGGUCACCCUGAUUGAGCUGGCACAGAUAGAACCUCCUAACCACGAGAUGAACCCCAUGAGAGUCCUGCUGAGAAUAGCCAAGGCCGAUCCGCCCACACUCAUGCAGCCUUCACGCUGGUCACCAGAGUUCAAUGACUUUCUGAGGAAGGCACUGGAUAAGAAUGUGGACCGUAGGUGGUGCACAGCCCAGCUCUUGCAGCAUCCCUUUGUUAGCAGUGUAGUUGACAACAAACCGCUGAGAGAACUGAUUGCUGAGGCCAAUGCUGACGUCUUAGAGGAGAUAGAAGAAGGCAAAGAGGAAGAUGAAGAAGAAGAGACGGAUGCAACUCUGGUGGUGCCCGGACAUAAGCGAGCGCCAUCAGACACCAGCAUGGCCAGCUCUGAGGAUGAGAAGCUCUCUGAGACCACCUCUACACUGGACUCAGUCACAGAGAAGACAGAGCCUGAGACUGCAGAGGACAAGGCCAGUGAUAAGCUGUCUGACGAGGGCCUUGGGACCAGCGUGGGCGACAGGGCAGAGGGUGAGAAACUGAACGAGGUGUCUGAUGCCAGUAAUGAGGACUUAGUCAAUGGACAGGUGAAGGCCAUGGAGCCCAAACCAGAGGAAAGCCCUGCUGGAAAGCCUGAGGAGAUUCCUGACCGUCAGAUCACCAUUGUGCCAGAAGCACCAUCAGACACACAGGAGAGUGUGAUUGUGAGUGAGGAGACAGGGGAAGAGGAGAAAGUAGAGGAUGGACCUCCACAAGUAUUCCUGAAGGAAAGAGUAAAAGUAGAGGAGAAGACAGAGGAGGAGGUGAAGCAGGAACCAAUCAAAGAGGAGCCAGAGGUGAUUCUCCAGCCUCCCACCAAAUUAACAGAUCCAGGGGACCAGCCUAGGAGUGCUUUAGAGGAGCCUGGCGCCGUGUCGACCGAGGUCAAUGCUAAACCAGAGAAGAUUGAGAAGGAGACGCUCAUUGAGAUGGCAGAGGAGGUUAAACCAGAGGCUGAUGGGGUCACAGACAUAAACACAGACGCCGACUUGAAUGAAGACACAGACAACACAGAAUCGGACGUCAACACAGACGCAGAGGUAGACGCAGCUGAGGGCUCCACAGAGGUCUCUGCAGACACAGAAGCCCAAAGAGACAAUAAUGUAAUACCGGUGGUGAUUCUUGAGGAGGGGACCACCGACGAGAGGGAGGAGAAGCCACCAGAUGAGGAAGCUCCAUCCCAGGAUGCUGUUUCGGAGUCAAAGACCGACCAGGAAAGCACUCCUGUUAAGUCGGAGCCAGAUGUGGAGAAGGAUUCUGACUCGGGGAGCAGCUCUGUAGCAGAUAGCAACAGCAUGGACCUCAACCUAUCCAUCUCCAGUUUCCUGUCCAAAAAGGCUGAGGCGGGGUCUGUGUCCAUACAGGACACGAGACGGCAGAAGAAGACUCUGAAGAAGACCCGUAAGUUCAUGGUUGACGGAGUGGAGGUCAGUGUGACCACGUCAAAGAUAGUCACCGAUAACGACACCAAGAACGAGGAGAUGAGAUUCCUGAGGCGCCAGGAGCUGAGAGAGCUGCGUCUGCUGCAGAAGGAGGAGCAUAGAGCCCAGCAGGCGCUCAGCGACAAGCUGCAGCAGCAGAGAGAACAGAUCUACCGCCGCUUCGAGCAGGAGAUGACUGGUAAGAAGCGUCAGUACGACCAGGAGGUGGAGAAUCUGGAGAAGAAACAGAAGCAGACCAUUGAGCGGCUGGAGCAGGACCAUACCAACCGGCUGAGGGACGAGGCAAAACGCAUCAAGGCCGAGCAGGACAAGGAGCUCUCCAAGUUCCAGAACAUGCUCAAGAACCGCAAGAAGGAGGUGAAACAGGAAGUUGAACAGUCACCCAAAUUCAUGAGGAGAGCGCUCAUGAAACUCUUAAAGGAAGAUCUAUCUCUCAUUCAGAUUCCAAAGGGUGUGGCCCAGAUUAUGAUACAGUCUUUUCAGUUGUCCUCAUGUGCUCUCUUCAACGCUCAGAUGCAGGAUGAGCAGGAGUUUCUGCAGAAGCAGCAGCAGGAGUUGGAUGGAGCCCUGAAGAAGAUCAUCCAACAGCACAAACAUGAGAUCGCCACCAUCGAGAGAGACUGCCUCAACCACAAGCAACAGCUUAUGAGAGCUCGAGAGGCAGCCAUGUGGGAGCUGGAAGAGCGCCACCUGCAGGAGAAGCACCAGCUGCUCAAGCAGCAGCUCAAAGACCAGUACUUCAUGCAGAGACACCAGCUGCUCAAGAGACACGAGAAGGAAAUGGAGCAGAUGCAGCGCUACAACCAGCGUCUGAUUGAGGAGAUGAAGAACAGACAGGCCCAGGAGAGAGGUCGUCUGCCGAAGAUCCAGCGGGGUGAUGCCAAGACACGCAUGGCCAUGUUCAAGAAGAGCCUCCGCAUCACCUCUGCACCUGGCACCCCGGAGCAGGAAAGGGAGAAGAUCAAGCAGUUUGCAGCCCAGGAGGAGAAGAGGCAGAAGAACGAGAGACUCCAUCAACAUCAGAAACAUGAGAACCAGAUGAGAGACCUGCAGCUGCAGUGUGACUCCAACAUCAGAGAGCUGCAGCAGCUUCAGAAUGAGAAGUGCCAUCUCCUGAUUGAACAUGAGACUCAGAAGCUGAAGGAGCUCGAUGAAGAGCACAGCCAGGAGCUGCAGGAGUGGAGGGAGAAACUGCGGCCCAGGAAGAAGGCCUUGGAGGAGGAAUUCACACGCAAGCUCCAGGAGCAGGAGGUCUUUUUCAAGAUGAGCGGGGAGUCGGAAUGCCUUAACCCCACGACCCAGAGCCGAGUGUCCAAGUUCUACCCCAUCCCUAGUGUGCACAACUCUGGUUUAUAGCCCUCCCCAGCACAGGAACAUACUGGCUGGGCUCAUAGACUGUGUCCCUCAGCCCUGUUGUUAUCUGGAAACUAGCGUUGGUCUCUAGUGUGAUGUCUUCACACAAGCAUGCACAUACACUAAUGUUCAAAAGUUUGGGGUCACUUAGAAAUGUCCUUGUUUUUGAAAGAAAAUAUUUUUUUUAAAUAUCCAUUAAAAUAACAUCAAAUUGAUCAGAAAUGCAGUGUAGACAUGAAUGUUUUAAAUGACUGUUGUAGCUGGAAAUGGCAGAUUUUUUUUGUAAUGGAAUAUCUACAUAGUCAUACAUUGCCCAUUAUCAGCAACCAUCACUCCUGUGUUUCAAUGGCACAUUGUAUUAGCUAAUCCAAGUAUAUCAUUUUAAAAGACUAAUUGAUAAUAAUGUUAGCACAGCUAAAAACUGUUGUACUGAUUAAAGAAGAAAUAAAACUGGCCUUCUUUAGACUAGUUGAGUAUUUUCAGCAUCAGCAUUUGUGGGUUCGAUUACAGACUCAAAAUUGCCAGAAACAAAGACCUUUCUCCUGAAUCUCGUCAGUCUUUUCUUGUUCUGAGAAAAUUAAGGCUAUUGCAUGUGCGCUGUUCUGUGAAGGGAGUGGUACACAUUGUUGUACGAGAUAUUCAGUUUCUUGGCAAUUUCUGACAUGGAAUAGCCUUCAUUUCGCAAAACAAGAAUAGGCUGCAGUUUCAGAAGGUCUUUGUUUCUGGCCAUUUUGAGCCUGUAAUCAAACCCACAAAUGCUGAUGCUGAAGAUACUCAACUAGUCUAAAGAAGGCCAGUUUUAUUGCUUCUUUAAUCAGUACAAAAGUUUUCAGCUGUGCUAACAUAAUUGCAAAGGGGUUUUCUAAUGAUCAAUUAGCCUUUCAAAAUGAUAAACUUGGAUUAGCUAACACAAUGUGCCAUUGGAACACAGGAGUGAUGGUUGCUGAUAAUGGACCUCUGUACGACUAUGUAGAUAGGUUUCCUGCUACAAUAGUAAUUUACAACAUUAAACAAUGUCUACACUGUAUUUCUGAUCAAUUUGAUGUUAUUUUAAAGGACAGAAAAUGUGCUUUUCUUGAAUAAACAUGGACAUUUCUAAGUGACCCCAAACUUUUGAACAGCAGUGUACAUAUGCAAGAGCACACACUUCUGUCUACACACACACACACAGCAGUGUCAGCUGUCAUAUAGAGGGAUGCAAUCACAAAACUUUCCUUUUCAAGCCUUUAUUUUCUCCUUCUUCCCCCUUACAAUUUCACCCUUCUCAGCUCCAAGGAAAAUGUUGUCAAACGUGACAAUUGCACUUUUCUGAGCAUGGUUAUGUUUUACCACUUUUAAAAUAGCUCAGGCAAAUUUCAAACCAAUUGCAAGUACCAAGUUUAUAAAGAACCCAGUGCCUAAAUGAAUUGACAUAAUGAUCGUGCUUUUCUCCAGACUUGCUCUCUUACCUGCAGCCCAGUGCUCCCCUGAGGCCUUUUGCACUAAAAUGGCUGGAAAUUUGUACAAACCAUGAAAUAUCAUCAAACCUUUAUUUUUUAGUGAUCCAUAUAAGCUAGUGGUUGAGUUCAUUCUAAGGUCGUUGAUUGAUGGAUAUCUGUUGACAAAUAAAAGUCAUUUUUUUGGUCAAUCGUGAAGUGCUCAUUCACGUGAUGUACUAUGUAUGGAGUUGUGAUUUAUUUUAGAUACUGUGCUGUUGAAUCAAUCAAAUCAAACUGUCCUGUAUAUUAGAACCAAUGUUCCCACUUUCUCCCUAUUGUAAUCAGUAGAUAGUCUUUGUUAGACUUCUGGGUUGUCGUCAUGUCAGUCACCUUUCCUGUUAAAAAUCGACACAGCUUAUUGUCUUUUGGUUCUACUUUGAACACAUUAUUUUGGAUGUGGCAGACAUGCACAUUAUUACGCUGAAAGGAAUGUAAGCCGCUGAUCAUUUUUCACUGUUUUAUGUGAACUGAGAAUAUGCAGUAAUGGACUGUUAUGUAUGUACAGUGAGCUCCAAAAGUAUUGGGACAGUGACACAUUUUAAUUUUUUUGCUCUGUACUCCAGCACUUUGGAUUUGAAAUGAUACUUUAACCUUCGAGUCAUUGUACUCUGUAUUUGAAAUGCUACUUUAACCUUCGAGUCAUUGUACUCUGUAUUUGAAAUGCUACUUUAACCUUCGAGUCAUUGUACUCUGUAUUUGAAAUGAUACAGAGCUAAAACAACAAAACGUGUGUCACUGUCCCAAUACUUUUGGAGCUCACUGUGUCUUACAGUCAGUAAAAAAACGAGGGUCCACUUGGAUUAGUUCUAUUUUCAAAUGACUUUUUGCCACCUCUACCCAAAUCUAUUUUAUUUUCAAAUGAACUGAAUCAUUCAAAGCUGUGGCGCCUUGCAUUUUCUUCUGUAUUUAUACUUUUAUUUUCCAUUUGAAAUAUGUCCUUACUAUUUUACUGGGUUGGGGUCAAUUCUAAUUUAAUUUAGAAUUCCAAUAAAUUGUUUGAAUUCACUCAUGAAGUGGAGAAUUGAAUUAAAUUCUCAUUUUUAAAAAAGUCUUCAAGCUAUGGAAUUGAACUGGAAUUAGAUUGUUUGGACUUUUUGAAUUGGAAUUGUAAAACCAGUUAAUAAAGUGAAUGCACAUAGCAUCAAACAUUGAUUGUAUGAUUUGAUUUUAAUCAUUUCAACUUGUAUUUCUAUAUUUCAGGUAUAGCUAGGCUGUCUGAACAGUGAUAUGGUCAGCCUCAAAGUCUGAGGGAACUGAAUUAAAAUUGGAAUUUGUUGAAUUGUUGCGAUAAUAUUGAGUUGAAUGGAAUUAUCUCUGAAAUUAAAGAUUGAUCCGGAACUUGAAUUUAAUUAAAUGGGAUUUACAGGGAGAGCGAUUUGAAUUGAAUUUCUGGAAUUGAUCUCAUCCCUGCUAUUUUAUGAUUACCAGUUUUCUAAAUAUGUAUACAUGUUGUAUCAAUGUACAUCUCAAUAUAGUCUUUGGACAUCGUUUUUGGAUGGACAAUAUGAUAUCUGUAAAUGGAAGUCAUUAUACUGUCCUAAUUAGUUGAUUCAAAUAAGAAUGUAUGUACUGUAUGUAUUUAUAAUAUGGACAAAGUACUGCUGACCCCUUCAAGUGAGUCCCCUAGACAUGAUGGCAAGCGCUCUAUAACAAACAUAUUCUAAUAGCAUGUCAGGGUUUGUGUGUGACGUCCUAAUAAAACAUAGAUGGCAUGCAAAGGGUGAAUGCUGUUAUUUUAUUACAAUGACAUCACGUCUUGAAUUCUGGAUUUGUAUUGGGAUUGUGGGUAAUAUUACCCAUAAUGCACAUUAGGUUCAGGCCAUAGCGCUAGAUGGGGGUUUCAUCCUUGUAUCUGGACCAUUAUAGCAUCUGUGACAGCAUGGGCAGUGCCAUUGAGGCAAUCUCCAUUUUGAAGUAGUCAAUUUUCUUCUUUACGAUUGGCUGAUCACUCCCGAUGACCCGGAUUAGACAUGACUCGAACAAGGCCACCAAGAGGGUUCAGCCACCCAGUUGACUACAUUAAAAUGGUGGAAGCCCUCAAUGGCGCUGCACAUGCUAAUACAGCAUUUUGACCACUAGAGGACUCUGUAAUUCUAUAUGGUUCAGGCAUUAUCAUAUUUCUAUUUUCUUUGUUUUACAAGCAGUUACUUUUUCAAAUACCUACAGGCACAAAACUAUUGCAAGUAAUUGGAUAUUGAAAAUCAACAGGAGUUGAUUUAAUAUAUAGCACGUCAUGAGCCUAUUGUUGCAUUUAGAUAUAAUGUGGGACAUCUUAUCAUCUUGAAUAAACAUAUGCAUUUUUGAGGUCAGGUAAACUGUAUAUAAGAUGUUUGUUAAUGGACAUUUGUGCUGUAAAUAAAACAAUAAUUAUGUUAAA
This is a messenger RNA of Oncorhynchus nerka (sockeye salmon), 8065 nucleotides long. RefSeq names its product STE20-like kinase a (gene slka). The record is from RefSeq and is a predicted model, not a curated record. Bases 719 to 4213 code for a protein of 1164 amino acids. Gene Ontology annotation, biological process: protein phosphorylation. The transcript has 20 exons. NCBI's taxonomy places the organism in Eukaryota, Metazoa, Chordata, Actinopteri, Salmoniformes, Salmonidae. Gene Ontology annotation, molecular function: protein serine/threonine kinase activity; ATP binding.